This is a messenger RNA of Rotaria socialis, 256 nucleotides long. NCBI's taxonomy places the organism in Eukaryota, Metazoa, Rotifera, Eurotatoria, Philodinida, Philodinidae. The record is from the annotation of a GenBank genome assembly.
AUGACAUUGGUAAAUGUCCCAGUUUAUUUACAUUCUUCAUUAAAACAUGGCAUUUUGUAUGAGUUCCAAUUAGGGAACAAUGCAAGCGCUGUUGCCCGCAAUAUAUGCGCUGCACUUGGCGAAGGUGCUGUUGUUGAUCGAACGUGUCGAGAUUGGUUUAAACGAUUUCGUGAAGGUGACAUGUCAUUAUAAGAUCGUCCGAAAUCUGGACGUCCUCUCGAAUCUGAUAUUGAACGAUUAAAGGUCCUGAUCGAAG